AUGGUAUACAUAAUAAAAAAAAUAAAGUUGUAUGUGAUAAGAUAUUGUAAAAUGUUCAAUCUAUACCAGCAUUUGAAAGCGAACGCCGAAGGUAGAGAGAGAGAGUCAGAGACGACAGGACAUGAUAGGUUCUACCAGGAGCGCUCCAGGUCCAGUUAUAGAAAGAAGAAGAAGAGAGUUGCUUGUCGCCGGGCGCAGUCAGCAGCAGAACUCAAUCCUCAGUCUAUAGCUGCCGCGCAGAAAAGGAACGCAUUCAAAGUGAGGUCCGUGUCUACUGAUCGAGAUGAGAGUGAAGAAGAGAACUCGGAGCGGACCCCGCUGGUCGCGCAGAAGAUUGAUUCACUCGCAAAGCUGCUGUUUAACAAGUCCCUGAUCGGUGGAUCCGGCAAGUCUUCGCCCUCUGAGUCUAACUCCUCGCCCAAAACAGCUGAGGCAUCAUUCGAGAGUUCAGUUGCACUGGCGAUAUGUUCGGAGUACCUCUCGCAGACUUCAAGGUACGAAUUAAAAUCUCAGCUAGGCGCGAUCGGGUCUCGUCCGUACAAGCACUGGUUCAUAAUAUACGACAAAUCAACUAAAACAGACAGACUACUUUCGUUGGUGCCGUUGACGAGCAAGUGCCCGUUGGAGGGCAACGAGCGGUGCCAGCAACUGACCAGCGAGCUGUUCCGCGCGCUGCACCACCCCUAUGUGCUGCCAGCACUCGACAUGCGUCUCGCCAGCGGGCACGCGCUCACAAUCACCCCGCUCAACCCCCGCGGCACGCUCAAGGAUCUCAUCUAUAAGAGUACGUGGAACGAGGAGUACAGCAAGAAAUACAACCAAUGCGGAGUGGGGCUGCCGACGUGGCAGGUGGCCACCUUCGGCAGACAAAUCCUGGAGGGCCUUCUCUUUCUCAAGGAUAAGGGCUUCCCACCCUUCCGGCACUUGCACACUGGGAAUGUCGUAGUGCAGAAUGGAGUUGCACGGAUAUCAGGUCUGGAGAACACUUUGAUCGGCGCUCUGCCACGCUGCCCUCUGCUGGUGGUGGCUGCGCCGGAGCUGGCCGAGGUGCUGUCGCUGGGCCACGUGCUCUUCGAGAUGUGCGCCGGACAGGACACCAACAUGGCGCUACUAGAUGACCUCGCGCCGAUAUAUCCUCACGCGGUGGAUCUAAUCGACCAGAUCUUCGGCGCGCGCACGCCCGCCUUGCACGAGCUGCUGGUCUGCGAGCUGUUCCGCAAGAUCGACCUGCGCGAGAUGAAGGGCUCCUGCCUCCCGAACUUCAGUCAGCGUUUGUCGCGUUCAUGCCUGAGUCUACUGGGCGAGGUAGCGCGGCGGCAAGCGGGACAAGGAGGCCGCGCGCGCUCCGGCCCCGCCUCACCUCUCACACCGCCACCGCGCAGGCGACAUUUUCCAGUGGAACAAGAUUUCACCGAGGUGUGGGAGUGGUGAUUACGAGA
Messenger RNA from Papilio machaon (common yellow swallowtail), 1439 nucleotides. RefSeq names its product slowpoke-binding protein (gene Slob). The transcript is spliced from 10 exons. NCBI's taxonomy places the organism in Eukaryota, Metazoa, Arthropoda, Insecta, Lepidoptera, Papilionidae. Bases 1 to 1431 code for a protein of 476 amino acids. The record is from RefSeq and is a predicted model, not a curated record.